AAAAAAACAAUACCCAGUUUGGACUGACCCUAUAACACCCACUAUAACCAACCACGGAGCCAAGAUGAGAGUCGAGGUGCCCAUAUUCCUCUUUCUGGCCGCAACAGGAUUCCAUACUGCUCUCGCUGCAUCCCUGGAAUCGGCAGAAAAAAAGGACACAUUUGCCGAGGAUGUGGGGCUGGAGCAGCUAAGUGACCUGCAAAAGAGAGAUCAGGAGGAGUUCGAAGCAGCGCAAAUGAAUGAGGAUGCACAUAGUGAAGAUGUACGCUACUUGGAAGCUGUCCAAGAUGAAAAUACUGAACAGAAUGCCACUCAGGAGGAGGACAUGGCAGACAGAGACAGAAACGUUGAUGCUGACCAUGAGGAGUCCGAGUCUGAUGAGGAUGUAGAUGGUAUGAGGCACAAGCGAGAAUACCUUGAAGCCGACGUUGAAGCCAAUAAAACUGGCAAUUUAGACUUUCUAGGACAGAAACCCAGGGCACUCUAAGACGCCUAUCCCCAGACGCUCAUCUGUGCUUGAUUAAUUCUGCAUCAUCUGCUGUGUCCCGGGUUAUUUAUGGACCCGAGAUGCACCGUUCCUUUCCUAGCCUGUAUGAGUCAACGGAGGCACAUUCUGGACAACAUAUAGGGUCAAGGUCAUUGUAUACAUGUUCAGUCCAUCAUCUUAGGGUUUUGAUCCCUGAAAAUAAAUAUCUAUUGUAAUCAUUUACAA
This is a messenger RNA of Salvelinus fontinalis (brook trout), 712 nucleotides long. RefSeq names its product glutamic acid-rich protein-like. The coding region runs from base 65 to 487 and encodes 140 amino acids. NCBI's taxonomy places the organism in Eukaryota, Metazoa, Chordata, Actinopteri, Salmoniformes, Salmonidae. The transcript has 12 exons. The record is from RefSeq and is a predicted model, not a curated record.